This is a messenger RNA of Gongylonema pulchrum, 402 nucleotides long. The record is from the annotation of a GenBank genome assembly. NCBI's taxonomy places the organism in Eukaryota, Metazoa, Nematoda, Chromadorea, Rhabditida, Gongylonematidae.
AUGGGUCCGGAGCAGUUUGGUGUUUCACAUUUUCAUACGGCUUCGAAACCGCUCAAAGAGAUCGAUAUUCGCCUUCCAGAAAAUCUGGUCAAAGGAGCGGUAAAGUUGGAUCCAUGCGUUAGGAAAUACAUUGGCGAUGAAUUACCACCAGAGACUGGAUCAGAGAUCACUUGGACCUAUGUUACUUUUGAUAAGGAGGCAAGUUCUUGUUUGCUUGUGAGUGUCGAACUCAAAUUACCGCAGUCUGAGAAAAAUGUCUACGCGUUGAAGUUUGAAGAUCGCGAAAACGAUGGUGCUUUCCUCACCAACGAGAAUCGUGGCCUGAUACGCCAGGGAUUUAUACUUAUUUUAACUGCUUCACCGGUUUGUUCUUUCAUCGGAACUACAAAAAAGAAAAAUUAG